Hippopotamus amphibius kiboko is the source of this 709-nucleotide messenger RNA. RefSeq names its product surfeit locus protein 1-like. NCBI's taxonomy places the organism in Eukaryota, Metazoa, Chordata, Mammalia, Artiodactyla, Hippopotamidae. The record is from RefSeq and is a predicted model, not a curated record. Gene Ontology annotation, cellular component: mitochondrion; membrane. Bases 134 to 709 code for a protein of 191 amino acids. Gene Ontology annotation, biological process: mitochondrial respiratory chain complex IV assembly. The transcript is spliced from 3 exons.
UUUUGCUCCUCAUUCCUGUGACUGCCUUUGGCCUAGGGACGUGGCAGGUCCAGCGUCGGAAGUGGAAGCUACAGCUGAUCGCAGAGCUGGAGUCUCGAGUUAUGGCCGAGCCAUCCCGCUGCCCGCAGACCCGAUGGAACUGAAGAACCUGGAGUACAGGCCAGUGAAGGUCAAGGGGCACUUUGACCACUCCAAGGAGCUGUACAUGAUGCCGCGGACCAUGGUGGACCCAGCCCGGGAGGCCCGGGAGGCUGGCCGGCUCUCGUCAGCACCUGAGAGUGGUGCCUACGUGGUUACUCCCUUCCACUGUACUGACCUGGGAAUCACCAUCCUGGUAAACAGAGGGUUUGUGCCCCACAAGAAAGUGAACCCAGACACGCGGAGUAAAGGCCAGAUCGAGGGAGAAGUGGACCUAAUCGGGAUGGUGAGGCUGACAGAGACCAGAAAGCCCUUCAUUCCUGAGAAUAAUCUGGAGAGGAACCACUGGCAUUACCAAGACCUGGAGGCCAUGGCCAGGCUCACAGGCACAGAGCCCAUCUUCAUAGAUGCCGACUUCAAGAGCACAGUCCCUGGAGGACCUAUGGGAGGGCAAACCAGAGUCACCCUGAGGAACGAGCACAUGCAGUACAUCAUCACCUGGUAUGGACUCUGUGCAGCCAUGUCAUACCUGUGGUUUAAGAAAUUCCUAAGAUGGACUCCUGGUGUGUGA